GGCAGUGCACGCUGGGUAACAUUCACCUGACUUGUUUGUGGUCGUUUCUUUCUGUGUUUGUAAUGUAGUCGUGACCGAAUAAGGGUUGAAAAAUCAAGCAGCUUGAGUUAACAGGCCACAUUGUUUCCCCACAUCCAAGUGUACUUUUUAAAUUAAAAUAUGAAAAGUGUAGCCACUUAAAACAUGUUGGCGGAGUUUUAAGCCCAGAUCUGGUCGUCGCUGCCUUCCUCUGAAGGAUGUUGAUGGCGGCGCGGCUGUGGCGUUGCAGCCGUUGGGUCCCAGACAGGCUGCACAGUUGGAGUUCGGCGCGUUCCAGAGCCUUUUGCCUGAGCUCGGUGUCCCGGAUGGGCGCGAAGGGACUGCUGAAAGCCUCGCGGCGGCAGGCCGCUCGAGCGCAGCCCAGGAGCCUGAGCAGCGUCGCGGCGGCGGUGCGAGAGCAACAGAUCUUGACCGAUACACUGUCCGAGUGGGAGAGGCAGCUGCUUGACCGGUUAGUUGGUGGGCUGCUGGGUGGACAAAGGGCCUGUCUGGCCGAGGCCAUCACCCUGGUGGAGUCGUCUCACAAACACAAGAAGUGCUUGGCUCAGCUGCUGCUGCAGAGAGUACUGACCUGCCAGAGGGAACGGGAGCGGCCGAAUGGAGGGACGCCGCUGUCCUUCAGAGUGGCACUGUCUGGUCCACCUGGCGCUGGGAAAUCCACAUUUAUUGAAACAUUUGGGAAGAUGCUGACUGGAAAGGGUCAUAAAGUUGCUGUUCUGGCUGUUGAUCCAUCUUCAAAAACUUCCGGAGGGUCACUCUUGGGUGACAAAACAAGGAUGACUGAACUUUCAAGAGAUAUGAAUGCUUAUAUCCGUCCAUCACCCACUCUGGGUAUGUUGGGAGGAGUAACCAGAACCACAAAUGAAGCAAUUAUUUUAUGUGAAGGGGCGGGAUAUGAUCUAGUUCUUGUAGAGACUGUAGGUGUGGGCCAGUCUGAGUUUGCAGUAGCAGAUAUGGUGGAUAUGCUGAUAUUAUUCAUUCCACCAGCAGGAGGAGAUGAACUGCAGGGUAUUAAACGUGGUAUAAUCGAAAUGGCAGAUUUAGUUGUUAUAACCAAAGCUGAUGGAGACCUCCUCCUUCCUGCAAGAAAGAUACAAGUUGAAUACACAAGUGCUCUGAAGUUGCUUCGUAAUCGGUCAAAGAAUUGGAAACCAAAGGUGAUUCGUGUGUCUUCAAAAACUGGAGAAGGGAUUCCUGAACUCUGGGAGAAAAUAGCAGAAUUCCGCACCUCAGCAUUAGCAAGUGGUGAGUUGCAAAUAAGAAGACAAAAACAACAAAAAGUGUGGAUGUGGAACCUGAUCGAAGAGAAUGUUACUGAAUAUUUCUGCAACCAUCCAGCUGUUAGUAGUCAGAUUCCCAGCUUAGAAGAUAAGGUUGUCAGUGGUGAUAUAACUCCUGGUCUGGCAGCAGAUAUCCUUCUGAAGGCAUUUUCAACAAAGGAAGAAAUACCAUACUCUAAAUGAAAUGUUGUAAAUCUGAGUGUUAUGGAUUACAUAUUUUAAAGUGAGCAUGAUGUUUGCACAGCCAAAUUUUAAUAACCCAAAGUGUUUUAAAGGAACAUUCCUUGCUGGAUCAAUGGGAUCUCCAUAUAGGAGCACCUUAAUGAAGAUUCUCUAGCAUUACAUUAUUCACAUUUAAAAAUCAUCAUGUAUGUUUGUACAGAAUAUUUCCUGGACAAGCAUUGCAAUGUGAUCUGGUUUUAUUUAUGAGGCUGACUGUGGCCACUAUUCAUUAAUCACUUUUGUCACAUGGACUAAAUGGUAAUUUGCAAAAUAAAAAUUGUUUGAAACAUU
Messenger RNA from Carcharodon carcharias (great white shark), 1832 nucleotides. RefSeq names its product metabolism of cobalamin associated A (gene mmaa). Bases 237 to 1502 code for a protein of 421 amino acids. Gene Ontology annotation, molecular function: GTP binding; GTPase activity. NCBI's taxonomy places the organism in Eukaryota, Metazoa, Chordata, Chondrichthyes, Lamniformes, Lamnidae. The record is from RefSeq and is a predicted model, not a curated record. The transcript is spliced from 6 exons. Gene Ontology annotation, cellular component: cytoplasm.